This is a messenger RNA of Heterocephalus glaber (naked mole-rat), 1601 nucleotides long. RefSeq lists its product as uncharacterized. Gene Ontology annotation, molecular function: RNA polymerase II cis-regulatory region sequence-specific DNA binding; DNA-binding transcription factor activity, RNA polymerase II-specific. Lineage: Eukaryota; Metazoa; Chordata; Mammalia; Rodentia; Bathyergidae. Gene Ontology annotation, biological process: regulation of DNA-templated transcription. The record is from RefSeq and is a predicted model, not a curated record.
GACACCCUGUACUUCUAAGGAAUAUUAAAAAGCCAUUAGCUAGAUGACAGAUCUCAUUGAGCAACAGAAAAUUCAUACUGGAGAGAAACCAGUGAGUAUAGCAUAACCUCAUUGAAUAUUAGCAUUUUAUACUGGAGAGAUAGCUUUGGCUACGUGUGAUAAAAUUGUCUCAAACUUUAUCCUUUAUUCUACAUUUGAGAGGUCAUACACAGAGAAGCCUUAUAAAUGUAAGAAAUGUGGAAAUAUCUUCAGCCAAAAGUAAAUCCUCAUUCAUCAAAAAAUUCAUACUGGAAAGAAAUCUUGUGAAUGUGGGAAAGCUUCCAUUCCGAUGUCACACCUCAGCCAGCAGAGAAAUUGUAGCGGGGGAAACCCCUUUGCCUGUAAGGUAUGUGGGAAAAUCUUCAGCCACAAAUCCAAUCUCACUGAGCAUGAGUUUUUUCAUACUAGAGAGAAACCUUCUGAAUGUAAUGAAUGUGGGAAAGCCUUUAGCCAAAAACAGUACGUCAUUAAACAUCAGAACACCCAUACUGGAGAGAAGCUUUUUGAAUGUAAUGAUUGUGGAAAAUCCUUCAGCCAGGAAGAAAACCUCCUUACCCAUCAGAAAAUUCACACUGGAGAGAAACUUUUCGAGUGCAAAGAUUGUGAGAAAGCUUUCAUUCAGAAGUCAAACCUCAUCAGACACCACAUAACUCACAUGGGAGAGAAGCCCUUCAUAUGUAAGCAGUGUGGGAAAACCUUUAGUGGCAAAUCAAAUCUUACUGAGCAUGAGAAAAUUCAUAUUGGAGAGGAACCCUUUAAAUGUAAUGAAUGUGGGACAGCUUUUGGCCAGAUGAAGUACCUCAUAAAGCAUCAAAACAUUCACACUGGAGAGAAACCCUAUGAAUGUAAUGAAUGUGGAAAAGCUUUCUCUCAGCGAACAUCACUUAUUGUGCAUGUGAGAAUACAUUCAGGUGAUAGACCUUAUGAAUGCAAUGUAUGUGGAAAACCCUUCUCUCAGAGUUCAUCUCUCACUGUGCAUGUGAGAAGCCAUACAGGUGAGAAGCCCUAUGGUUGUAACAAAUGUGGGAAAGCUUUCUCACGGUUCUCAACCCUAGCCCUGCAUUUGAGAAUACACACAGGUAAGAAGCCUUAUCAAUGUAGUGAAUGUGGGAAAGCUUUCAGUCAGAAGUCACACCAUAUUAGACACCAGAAAAUUCAUACUCAUUAAAAAACAUGUGAAUAUCUUCAAAAUGGGAAAAUGUGCUCCAGGAAUUUGUAUCUCACAGUACAUCUGAAAUAUUUUGAAGCAAAGCACUGCAGGUGAGGUGAACUUUAACAAAUGCUAAAACUUACAGGAUACCAACUAGCUCAUACUGAAGAAAAAGAUUUUUGUAUGAUGAAAAGACUGCCUGACCAAGAAAACUGUAGCAGAGGUAAUAAUUAACUUUAAAUGCAUUUCCCUAAAAUUGGGUACAGAAAAUAGAGGCCUGUUACUGCUCUUGGCAUAAGUCUGGAGAUCUUCACCAAUAUAAGAAAAUAAGGUAUAAGUAUUAGGAAGAAACAAAAACAUAUGAUCAUCUACAAAUAAGCCUUUGUGACAGCGAUUCAGCAGAGCAGAAGAU